AUGAAUAGCACAAUGAGUUCGGAAGAUUUAGAUAACGAUAUACGAAUAUAAUAAGUCUAAUAAACUGCACCCGAUGCUGUGCAAUUUUACAUUACUGAGGAGCCUUUCAAUAAUGAUCCAUAUGAUAUUAUAUAAUAAAAGGUAGCUGCAUUUCAACCGAUUCAGUCGAAAGAUGACUCAAGAUGUGAUUAGGCAUCAAAGGAUGGUGGCAAGAAAUUCGAGGAUAAGAAACAAAUUAAGUGUAUGAGGUCUGUAGGGACAUAUGUGAUUUAGCAAAUUGGACGUAAAAUAUUAUCAGGAGACAUGAAUCUCACGAAGAUUAGUUUCCCCAUCAAGGCGAUGAUUGCGAAAUCGGCUUUGGAGAAAAAUUUGUAAUCUACGAUAUUCUUCCCUUUGUAUAUCAACAGAGCCGUUCAGACUUUGGAUUUUAUGGAGUAAUUGAAAUUGGUCAUAACUGCUACAAUAGCUACAUUCCACAUAAAUUUGAGUUUUCACAAACCCUUGAAUCCUAUCUUGGGGGAAACAGUUGAGGGUUUCCUAUCUGAUGGAACAAAGUUAUACGCAGAGUAAAUUAGUCAUCAUCCUCCUGUAAGCUAAUUUUAUGGGGUUGGCAGAGAUAAUUCAUAUAAAUAUUUUGGAAAUUAUUGGUACGAAGCCUCUGCAGGACUAAAUUCGAUAACUCUAAAAAACAAGGGGAAAAGAACUAUAAUAUUUAAUGGAGGCCAAAGAAUUGAUUAUAAUUUUGCAUAUGAACUUUAUAGUGGAACUAUCAUGGGUUCAAUGAAAGUUGAAACUCUUGGGGUUGCGACCUAUCAGACAAAUAAAGGAAUGACUGCAACUUUAAAAUUCGGAAAAGUCAAGAGAAAGGCUACUGAUUAUUUUGAAGGCACAAUUAAUAUGGGACAAUAAGAAUUGUGUAAAAUAUUUGGUACUUACAUGGGAUACAUAGAGUUUGAUGGAGUGCGUUAUUGGGAUCACAGACAUAUGUAACCACAUUAAGUAACAAUUAAACCUCCAUUUUUGCCAUCUGAUGCUCAAUUGAGAGGGGACUAUACUAAUUUAGCCUCUUUAGAUAUAGAUAGGGCACAAAUAGAAAAGGAGAAUCUGGAGAAUUUAUAAAGACAUGAUGCUAAAUUAAGAACAAAAUUUAAAGAGAUCAGAAGAAAAAAAGAAGAGAAAAAAAAAUUACAAGAUCAUGAUUGAUAAAUUACUAUU
Paramecium tetraurelia is the source of this 1215-nucleotide messenger RNA. RefSeq lists its product as uncharacterized. The record is from RefSeq and is a predicted model, not a curated record. NCBI's taxonomy places the organism in Eukaryota, Ciliophora, Oligohymenophorea, Peniculida, Parameciidae. The transcript has 5 exons. Gene Ontology annotation, molecular function: sterol binding. Gene Ontology annotation, cellular component: intracellular membrane-bounded organelle; cytosol; membrane.